Molecule: messenger RNA, 438 nt
Organism: Closterium sp. Yama58-4
Lineage: Eukaryota; Viridiplantae; Streptophyta; Zygnematophyceae; Desmidiales; Closteriaceae
Source: the annotation of a GenBank genome assembly
AUGAGCGCAGAGGAAGAAACCAAAGGGAAGUUAGUUAUAUAUAUAUAUAUAUAUAUAAAACAAAACCAAAAAAAACAACAACAACAACAACAACAACAACAACAACAACAACAACAACAACAACAACAACAACAACAACAACAACAACAACAACAACAACAACAACAACAACAACAACAACAACAACAACAACAACAACAACAACAACAACAACAACAACAACAACAACAACAACAACAAGAAGGCCAGAAACAACAACAAAAACUGAAAGCGAAGGAGGAAGAGAGCUCACCGCUACUACCUUAUUGCCGGAGAAGAUCUGACCGUGAUGCUCCUCCUCCCGGGAGAAGAAACAGAGGAGAAAGGGAGGGUGAUAGCUUCCUCCGCGGCUCCAUGCUAAACCUGCAGCGCCGAGGAAGAAACCAAAGGGUAAGUUAG